Molecule: messenger RNA, 3888 nt
Organism: Dipodomys ordii (Ord's kangaroo rat)
Lineage: Eukaryota; Metazoa; Chordata; Mammalia; Rodentia; Heteromyidae
Gene: Racgap1
Product: Rac GTPase activating protein 1
Exons: 16
Coding region: 134-1768 (544 amino acids)
Biological process (GO): signal transduction
Source: RefSeq, a predicted model, not a curated record
CGUUGGGUGAGACGCGUCGGGAAGUGUCUGGCCGCCCAGGUGGGACCUGGCGGCACCCCGAGGAGUGAGCGCGGUGGGCUGCGAGACCAGGCGCCGGAUUGACGUGCUGGAGGGCGUGCGGCCGCCGUGAAAGAUGGAUACUACAAUGCUGAAUUUGCGGAAUCUGUUUGAGCAGCUUGUGCGCCGGGUGGAAAUUCUCAGUGAAGGAAAUGAACUUCAAUUCAUCCAGCUGGCAAAAGAUUUUGAGGAUUUCCGUAAGAAGUGGCAGAGAACAGACCACGAGCUGGGGAAAUACAAGGAUCUUUUGAUGAAAGCGGAAUCUGAGCGUAGUGCUUUAGACGUUAAGCUGAAGCAUGCACGUAAUCAAGUGGAGCUAGAGAUCAAACGGAGACAAAGAGCUGAGGCCGACUGUGAGAAGCUGGAACGACAAAUUCAGCUGAUUCGAGAGAUGCUCAUGUGUGACACAUCUGGCAGCAUUCAACUAAGUGAGGAACAAAAAUCAGCUCUGGCUUUUCUCAAUAAAGGCCAACCAUCCAGCGGCAAUGCUGGCAACAAAAGACUAUCAACCAUUGAUGAAUCUGGUUCCAUUUUAUCAGAUAUCAGCUUUGACAAGACUGAUGAAUCACUGGACUGGGAUUCUUCCAUGGUGAGGAAUUUUAAAUUGAAGAAAAGAGAAAAGAGGCGCUCUAGUAGCCGACAGUUUGUUGAUGGACCCCCUGGGCCUAUAAAGAAAACUCGUUCCAUUGGCUCCACAGUAGACCAGGGGAAUGAAUCCAUAGUUGCAAAAACUACAGUGACUGUUCCCAAUGAUGGUGGGCCCAUUGAAGCUGUGUCCACUAUUGAGACAGUGCCUUACUGGACCAGGAGUCGAAGGAAAACAGGUACUUUACAAACUUGGAACAGUGAUUCCACCCUUAGCAGCAGGCCACUGGAGCCAAGAACUGAGACAGACAGUUUGGGCACACCACAAACAAAUGGAGGAAUGCGCCUACAUGACUUUGUCUCUAAGACGGUUAUUAAACCUGAAUCCUGUGUUCCAUGUGGAAAGCGGAUAAAAUUUGGCAAACUGUCUCUAAAGUGUCGAGAUUGUCGAGUGGUUUCUCAUCCAGAAUGUCGAGAUCGCUGUCCUCUUCCCUGCAUCCCUACCCUUAUAGGAACACCUGUCAAGAUCGGAGAGGUUCUGACUUCUAAUAUUGAACUGCUGGCCAAAAUCACAGAUGAAGACAACAGCAUAGCUGCCAUGUACCAGGCUGUCAGUGAACUGCCCCAGGCCAACAGGGACACAUUAGCCUUCCUCAUGAUUCACUUGCAGAGAGUGGCUCAGAGUCCAAACACUAAAAUGGAUGUUGCCAAUCUGGCUAAAGUCUUUGGCCCUACGAUAGUUGCCCAUGCUGUGCCCAAUCCAGACCCGGUGACAAUAUUACAGGAUGUCAAGCGUCAACCCAAGGUGGUAGAGCGUCUGCUUUCACUGCCCUUGGAAUACUGGAGUCAGUUCAUGAUGGUGGAGCAAGAGAAUAUUGAUCCCCUGCGUGUCAUUGAAAACUCAAAUGCCUUUUCAACACCACAGACACCAGAUAUCAAAGUGAGCUUACUGGGGCCUGUGACCACGCCUGAGCACCAGCUUCUCAAGACUCCUUCAUCAAGUUCCCUGUCACAGAGAGUCCGCUCCACCCUCAGCAAGAACACUCCCAGAUUUGGGAGCAAAAGCAAGUCUGCCACCAACCUAGGACGACAAGGCAACUUUUUUGCUUCUCCAGUCCUCAAGUGAAGUCACCCUGCUUCCUACUUGCCAGCUUUUACUGACUGCAAGAAAGGGCACACCUGUACUCUGCUUUGCAGCCUCCGUACUACUUUUAGCAUUCUCCAGGCUUUUAAUCAAGUUUAAUUGUGCAUGAGGGUUUUAUUAAAACUAUAUAUAUCUCCCUCUCUUUCUCCUCUAGUAACAUAAUAUCAGCACCUUGUGCUAGUUGUGUGUUAGAAACUUUUAGAUGAGAAAUCUUUUCUACAGGGGUAGGUAGAAGGGAUAAUAUGGAAUUUAUUGUGAUUCUUUUGGGGGCAAGGACAUCCCUUUGACUCAAAACCAGAUGCUACGUAGAGUGACUUCUCUGGUUUUUAUGUAGAACUAAUAUUCAUGAGACAGGGACUGAAACCCUACAUCUUUGGUAAGACCAACUUAUGUCAGGGCAGGAAGUGAGAGGGCAGGGUAAAGACAGGAUUGGGCAGGGGAUGCAAGAUGGUUGCCUCUCAACCCUGAAGUCCCUUUUCUCUCUUGAAUUGAGCUGUAGCAUGAGCCUGCAGAAAAAUGGGAUAGGUUGCAAACAGAACUAGUGGUGGGAGAAUCUUUAGCUUUAAUUUGGAUUGAUUAGAUCUUAGUAUAAAAUGGCACAACCUUGUAAUACUACAACUUGUAUUUAUCUCUAAUGGACUACUGACUGGGCUUUGGACUUGGUUGGGAUCAGCGUUUGUUUGUUCUUCUAAAGUUGAAUUCAUUCUGAUGGCUGACUCUCUUACCCCUUGUCCAGCAAAAACCGUGUUUUCUAAAGGUCAGUUUGAUGUCUGUCUGGCAUCCCAGCUAACAAUUAAGAUUAGUUUGUAAAGAAAGUGUCAAUAUUUCGUGUGGCAAUAAAAGCCACAGUCGUUUUUGCUUUUGCACUUUGGAUGCUGAAUUUUCCCAUGAAACAGUCACAUCUAGGUAAACGUGACUUUUCUUCUGUCAGAUUAUUCCCAAUACCUGUAAAAAUGGUUUUCUUCUGUAGAAUGUUUCUGACUCACAUUGACCUUUGUCUAUAAGACUCAUAUUUGGAAUAAUAUUUGAAGAAAAGUAAAUAGCUUUUUCACAAUGUGAGGCUGCUUUUCUUGUCUUGGAUGGUAACUUCCAACACCUUUUUAGAAAAUAGCUUUCCUCAAAGUAUUUUGGGUCUCUUGUUCAUCUCCAUUUCUCGUUCCCUGUACCCAAUGGCCACCCCCUAGUUCACCACUUUCAGAGAUUUCUUUAUUUCUUUUUCAUUCUCUUUCUUUGUCCAAACUAAAAGUCUAGAUAUCAUAACUAUUAUCCUCUUAUUUGAAGCAAGAACUUUAAACAAACAAAAAAAAAAAACAACUUUUAAACUAGUCUCUAGGGACCAGACUGGUACAGAUUUUUAAAAAAAGAAAAAGAAAAUUUGCUGCUGGCUGGCGGGCUGCCUGGAACAUCCUUCACUGCUGGAAGUGACUGUGGAGUGAGCUGGGCUGAUUAACUGAGGGCACCUGCACUUGGAACUCUGAGGCUGGUGAACAGAAUGUAUUUGAGAUUGAACGUAAACAGUUGCAGGCUUAAUAUGUAACCGUGGAGAGAGGAGGCAACCUACUGGCUUUUUUCCCAGGAGGGGGCAGCUCUCACAGCAGGGCCCAUCUGCCUCAGCAAAUUGACAGAGGAUGGGUCCCAUCUCCCCAACCCUCCCCCUUAACACACAUGACUGCUAGGAUUUAGUGUGAUUUUUUUGUUUGUUUUUUUUUUUAAACUUUGUCCUAGAUGCUACCUCUUUUCUUGUCUUUGCAAGCCUCAAGUUGGCUUGGCUCCAUAUUUGCUGUUUUGUAGCAUCUCCCCAAGGUGCAUUUGAAGUCACUAAUGUAGAGGAAGUAAAUGGAUUGUGUAACAUUAGUGAAGGCAAGACUACCCUAUGCAGGAAUUGAUGGCCCAUAAAUGAAAAAGGAAAUAGUCCUGUGUGUCAAAUGUUGGCAGCUCAUAGUUGCUCAGAUUUUGGGCUAAGCCAAGAACUCUUAGCUGUGAAAAUAAUUCUGAUAUUAGCAAAGGGGAAAAUAUACCCACUUUCAGCUUAACAGUGCUUCAUGUGCAACAGCUUUGCUAUUGAGGGAUUCCUUAAUUAAAUUAUCUGUGCUUUGACUUGA